Ceutorhynchus assimilis (cabbage seed weevil) is the source of this 474-nucleotide messenger RNA. Lineage: Eukaryota; Metazoa; Arthropoda; Insecta; Coleoptera; Curculionidae. The record is from the annotation of a GenBank genome assembly.
UGAUUCUUUGAACUUAGAGUUAAAAGUGUUGAUUGAAAAAUGCAUUUUGCUGUUAAUUUUACCUUGUGUUUAUUUUUUGUUAUCACUCAAUUUGAUUGUUUGCCUGUCCAAGAUGAAUCACAAAAUAGUACAACGACAAUUCGGCCGAUUCCUCCAAAACCAUUUUUAUUGGAUGUAAAACAGAAUAUUGGAACUUCUCCUUUUGAUACUUCAUCAUUGACCCUGGUGAGAAAUAAUGGUUGUCCUAGUUCAAACCAGAUGCGUGAUCCCAAUGGAAAUUGCAGGGAAAUUGAAUGAUAAACUGUUUAUUAUUAUUAUUUAUUAUUGAAAAAUAAACAUAUUCUAAUUAGGUAUAUUUACUUUAUUGCAACUUCUGUAUUUAAAAAGUUUCAUUUUAAUUUAACACGAAAUUACAUUGAUGUUUCUAUAACAAAGUUGGCUUAAAAACUAAAAUUCUAUACUGCUGCAAGCCCG